AUGGUGGGGGCGGGGGAGGCAAGGACUAGGAUGCUAGCAUGGACUUUGAAAUGUGUAGCAGGUACUCGGGAUACUGAAGGAGCCUGGAGGCCAGCACGAGCUUUGAUGUGCUAAUAGGCACCAUAUGUAGCUAUAGGUCCUUCUGCCAGAGAUAAGGAACAUGACUCCUUUAGGUAGAUGGAAUCCGUUUUACAAGUUCCUGAGGAAGGCUGACUUUUAUCUAACUGCCAGAAAUCCUCCCACAGUCCAGCUUAAGCUCAUAGGGCUGCCUUGUGGGGUUUGGGGAAUUAGAGUUUCCUUUGGACCUAACACCCAGGUCCUCUGCAGUGUGGACUCUUCACCACUGAACCAUUUCUCUAGACACCAGAGUAGCGGUUCUGGAAAUUUCCUGAUAGCACUUGCUAAGCCUCCACCUCGUUCUGUGUGAUUCUCACUGUCUUCUCCCCAACGCUCCCUCUCUUCUUCUCUUCCCCUCUCUUCUCCACAGUUUUGCUACAUAAUCCUGGGCUGGCCUGGACUCACAUAUCACCCACUCUGGUCUUGAACUCAUAACCCUCCUGUUUCACCUCAGCCUUGUGAGAGCGAGGAUUAAAGGUAGAUGCCCAAAUGCCUGAUCGACCCUUAGUUUUAUAUAGGGCAGCUUACUGAGCUAGGAACAUACCAUCAAUAGAUAUAUUUAAAGUGGAACCCAGUUUUCAGUGUAUCCACAGCACUGUGUAAUCUCAUGUCAAAUGAUUUUAGAAUAUUUUUGUAAAUUCCCCAAAGAAAUUCUCACCCCUGCCAACUUCCUCAGCCUCUAGUAAUCUCUUCCCUGCUUUUAGUCUCUAGAGCCUUCCUGGACAUUGCAUGGAAGCGGGAUUGUGUAACGCAUGACCUUUGGUUCUGGCUUCUGUUACUUAGUAUUAUGUCUCCCGGGUCCACCCAUGUUGUAGCACACAUCAGAAUCCAUGUGUGCAAUUAGUUUCCUCCUCAGCUGUGCGUCUCCCACAUUAGAAUUACUGAUUUAUAGGCUGUUGGGUACUUAAAUUGUCUUGGAUCAUUUAAGCACAUACAUAUACAAAUUUUUGUGUGGAUAGAUGUUUUGUUUGUCUUAAGUGGUAGUUUGAAUGCAAUUGGUCUCCAUAAGCCCAUAGGGAGUGGCACUAUUAGGACACGUGGCUUUGUUGGAGAGGGUAUGGCCUUGUUGGAGGAAGUGUGUCACUGUGGAGGUGGGCUUUGAGGUCUCAGAUAUGCUCAAGCCAUGCCCAGUGUCUCAACAGUUGACGUCCUAUUGCCUGCAAGGUGUAGGACUUUCAGCUCCUCCUCCAGCACCAUAUCUACCUGUACACCACCAUGUUCCACCAUGAUGACAAUGGACUGAACCUUUGAGGCUGUAAGCCACCCUUUAAAUGUCUUCCCUUAUAAGAGCUGCCAUGGUCUCCGUGUCUCUUCGCAGCAAUCGAAACCCUAACUAAGUCAUCCACGAGUGGAAUUCAGGGCCUUGCAGAAACUUCAUGUUUAACUUUUGGAGAAACUUUUAGACUAUUCUCCAAAGCAGUUGGACUGUUUUAAAUUCUCACUGGCAGUGUAGGCAGGCAUGUUCCUUGCCAACACUUAUUACCUGUCUUUUUCAUGCUAGCCCUCCCAGUACAUGUGAAGUAUAACCUUGUGGUUUGGCAUAUUUCUCUGAUGGCUGGUGAGACUCUCUGUCUCUCUACCCAUAACCAAGCCUCUCAGAUGAAAAGUUAUAGCAAAUUGAAAGGACACUGGCAACUAAUAGAAGGUGCCAAAUGCUCAAACUAGAUGGCCACAGACAACUUCGCUCACCUUAAAUCUUUCUGCCUAGACACAAAUUUAAGUUUUCUUCAAACCAUUGACGCUUCCUUAUGACCUGAACUUGUCCUGACUUAAGCUCUUCCUUCUUGGUGGAUGUUGGGUACCAUCUACUGUCUCCAUCAAAUGGCCAUCUCAUCUCCUAGGGUCUGUAUCAGACAACUGUGUUCCCUGAGUUUACAGCUGUGCAGUGCCCAGGUGCUUUGUCAACCAGUUUUGUCAAAGGGGUCUGCACCAGUAAGUAGUCAGGGCUCCGAUUGGAGCUCAGGGCCCUGGGUACUCCAUUCCCUUUCUCUUUGGCUUUCUGCUAUUUUUUUUCCCUUGUCUGGUUCCCCUCUCCAGUUCAUCUGGUGGGCUCCACACAUUUGUUUAUUACUCUGUUCCUUCUUUUCUCCACUCGCAGACGCGAAAUGGACCCCACAUGUCAGUCAGCUUUCCAUUUGGGUAGCUAAUAACUGAGACAGUAGCUCUGCAAAGAGGAAGACUCCCUUCAGCCCAUAGUUCCAGGCUGCUUAUAAGGCUAUGGCGGAGGAUCAGGGUAGGAACAUGUGAUGGAGAAAAGGCGCUCACCAGCAGAGAGAAGAUGCCAGAACCCUACAAUCCCCGUUGGGGCAUGUCCACAGCAAUGGUCCACUGGGCCCCACCUUCUAAUGGACUCCACCACCUCGCAGUAGAACCCAACCAGUGACAAGCCUUUCACACAACAGCCUUUGAGGGACAUUCCAGAUAUAAACUACAGAACCAUCCAUGACCUCAUUUUCUGUUCCUGCUUUCUCAUCUCUAUCGAUUAAUUGAAAUUCCAUUGAUUUGUCCAAAAGAGGCAGUUGUCUUGAUGGGGUUACCAAGAAAAUAAGGUUAGGAAAGUCGCAGUCAGGAGAAAGGGACUGACCUGAGACCCUGGCCACAGUGGUAAGCUAACCAACAAGGGGUUCUCUUGGUGUCGUUUGAUGUGGGAGUGUCAUAUAUCAUCUGUUGAUUUCAUUGGUUAAGCAAUAAAGGAACUCUUUGGCCCUGAUAGGUUAAAACAUAGGUGGGAGGAGUAAACAGAAUAGGAUGCUGGGAGGAAGAGGAAGUGAGGUCAGACUCUGCUCUGCUCCUGGAGAGACUCAACAGCUCUGCUCUCUGGAGCAGAGACGCCAGGCUCCGCUCUCCCAGGCAGCUUCGACCCAGGAUGGACGGAGGCUAGAAUCUUUCCGAACCAAGGGACCUGAGAAGGAGGAGAAGUUGAGGCGGGCAAUCAAGCAGGUUCUGAAGUGCGAUGUGACUCAGAGCCAGCCUCUGGGGGAAGUCUCUCUGCCUCCUGCUGACUGCCUUCUCAGCACACUCUGCUUGGACGCUGCCUGCCCUGACCUCCCCACCUACCGCACUGCCCUCAGGAACCUGGGCAGCCUGCUCAAGCCAGGGGGCUGCCUGGUGUUGGUGGACGCCCUUAAGAGUAGCUACUACAUGAUUGGAGAGCAGAGGUUUUCCAGCCUUCCCCUGGGAUGGGAGGCCGUUCGAGAUGCCGUGGAAGAGGCUGGCUAUACCAUUGAGCAGUUUGAGGUGAUUUCUCAGAAUUACUCUUCUGCCACAGCCAACAAUGAAGGACUGUUCUCCCUCGUGGGGCGCAAGCCAGGCAGAGCUGAAUGACAUCCUGUGAUCUCAAUUAAAGGUUUGCUGGUUCGUUUUGGA
This is a messenger RNA of Alexandromys fortis (reed vole), 3483 nucleotides long. RefSeq names its product nicotinamide N-methyltransferase (gene Nnmt). Gene Ontology annotation, cellular component: cytosol. The transcript is spliced from 2 exons. Lineage: Eukaryota; Metazoa; Chordata; Mammalia; Rodentia; Cricetidae. The coding region runs from base 2866 to 3441 and encodes 191 amino acids. The record is from RefSeq and is a predicted model, not a curated record. Gene Ontology annotation, molecular function: nicotinamide N-methyltransferase activity.